Messenger RNA from Patiria miniata (bat star), 459 nucleotides. RefSeq lists its product as uncharacterized. Lineage: Eukaryota; Metazoa; Echinodermata; Asteroidea; Valvatida; Asterinidae. The record is from RefSeq and is a predicted model, not a curated record. The transcript has a single exon. The coding region runs from base 1 to 459 and encodes 152 amino acids.
AUGGUUCUCAAGUUCAUGGUUCUCAAGUUCAUGGUUCUCAAGUACAUGGUUCUCAUGUACAUGGUUCUCAAGUUCAUGGUUCUCAGGCUCAUGGUUCUCAGGUUCAUGGCUCUCAUGUUCAUGAUAUUCAUGCUCAUGGUUCUCAUGCUCAUGAUUCUCAUGUACAUGGUUCCCAUGUUCAUGGUUCUCAUGCUCAUGGUUCUCAUGCUCAUAGUUCUCAUGUUCAUGGUUCUCAAGUUCAUGGUUCUCAAGUUCAAGGUUCUCAAGUCCAUGGUUCUCAAGUUCAUGGUUCUCAAGAUCAUGGUUCUCAUGUCCAUGGUUCUCAUGUUCAUGGCUCUCAUGUUCAUGGUUCUCAUGCUCAUGGUUCUCAUGCUCAUAGUUAUGGUUAUUGUUAUGGUUAUUGUUAUGGUUCACAAGUACAAGGCUCCUGCCAGGAACCUGGUUUUCACCAGGAUUUAG